Molecule: messenger RNA, 1845 nt
Organism: Zychaea mexicana
Lineage: Eukaryota; Fungi; Mucoromycota; Mucoromycetes; Mucorales; Lichtheimiaceae
Exons: 8
Coding region: 1-1845 (614 amino acids)
Molecular function (GO): mRNA binding; metal ion binding; protein binding
Source: RefSeq, a predicted model, not a curated record
AUGGACAAGUCUUCCCAGAACAAUCUAUACGCUGGAUUAUUAAUUUAUCGGUUGCAGAGAAACGUUGAAUAUCUAUUAUUAAACGACUCGUUUACAAACAAAAAACACUGGUUCUGUCCCAAAGGGCAAGUGAUUGGUCAAGAAGACGAAGUCAAAUGUGCUUUGCGUGAAACGUUUGAAGCAACUGGCUUGAGCCCCAAGGAUCUUCGCGUGGAAGAAGGUUUUAAAAUUGAACUCAAAUACCUUUCUGGUACUCGUCCCAAGAAAGUCGUUUAUCGUUUGGCUCAGAUACUGGACAACCAUGCUCGUUUGCUCCCUAAUGCAGACGGCGUGCAUUUUCAAUGGUGUAACCAAACUGUUGCCACCGAAAAAGUAAUUUUCAAGAGCAUGGAGGAUGUCUUCAAGUACGCCCAACAGUUCAUCGAAAACAAGUUGAAGGCGCGUCAGCAUAAUCGUCGCAAUAGGGAGAACAAUGCUGGGGACUCGAUGGAUCAUCGUCAGCGAAAUCAUCAUCAUAGCCACCACCGUCAGCAGCAGCAGCAGCAGCACGGGCCUGCAGCGAUGCGUAACGGGUCCUCUCCUCAAGUGAAUGGUAUGGUGACGCACCAUCAAAAUCACCAUCAUUCGCAACAACAGUCGUCUCCCUCUUCACAACAUCAUCAACAGCAACAGCAGCGACGUCAAAACCAGCAGAACGAAUCUGCUGCAGCCAUGAACCCGUUGUACAAGACGCGACUUUGUGAGCGUUUUGAAAAGGAAGGGACGUGCUCGUACGGAUCCAAGUGCACCUUUGCCCAUGGUAUUGCUGAAUUGCGAGAGCGUGCCCCAGAGGAGGAACAGCAACAGCAUCAUAACGGUGGCAUCAGCAGCAAUGGCAAUAGCCAGAACGUUUCAUCUUUAUCGCCAUCGCCUGGUAAUGCGUCUGCGUCUGCUGGUACGACCGCUGCUUCUGUUGGCUCAACCAAACCAGCAGCAUCAUCAUCCUCAAAUGCCGAGAGCAACCCUUUGUACAAGACCAAAUUGUGCGACCGGUUUAUGAAGGACAACUUUUGCCAGUAUGGGCCAAAAUGCCACUUUGCGCACGGUUCACAAGAGUUGAAGGAAAGACCCGUGUUCAAUAAUAACAAUAACAAUAGCAAUAGCGAGAAUGUUACAAAUUCUACUACGACCAAUAAGAGCAUUGAAAAGCUUGGGGUCACAGAAGAACGUAAUUCCAACAACUCGCCGUUGCAAGAAGUCAUGAACGGUAGAAUUAGCCCAACCAACAAAUCCUGGAUGAAGGUGGUCCACUUGUCAAAGGAAGAACAAGCAAAGCUUGAAAUGUCGCCUCCUGCCAAAACACCUUCGCCAACACCUGCCAAAGCAGCUCAGGAGGAAGCCAUUAUUGGUGACUUGAAAAGGUUCUUUGCCGAGCACAGCGCUAGUCAGGCAACCAGCAACGGCAAGCUUACAGAUGACGUAAAGGAAGUGACCAAGCUGGAGAUGCGCAACGACUUGUCGAAGCGCCAAUUGUUAUAUAUCCUUUUGGCUAGUUUGCUUGAAGAUAGUCCUGCAGCUGUCGGUGCAACACUCAAGACACGUAUCUCGCUUUUCAAAACGUUUGUGAAAACAAUGACGGACCAACGCACGUUGCUGAAGGCCUGGGAGAAAUUUGUGACGAACCGUAGCCCUGCUUUGUUAUCAAAGACCGUCAUGGCAUUCUCGACAUGGUAUGAUUGCGAUCUUGUGGAUGAAGAGGCCUUCCUUAUCUGGUACGAUGUACUACCGGAUGGUAGCGACCUGAAGAUCAAGAGCACCAAGUUCAUCGAAUGGCUAAGCACUGCGGAUGAAGACGAUGAUGAAUAG